GUACAGAAUACUCAGGACAGAACAAACGUGUUCUCUGAUUUCACUUUAACCUGUCACUAUUCUUUUUAAUAAUAAUUAUUAAAAAAAACAUAGUCUUGAUCUUGAUCCAUAACAAUAUCUUCUUCCUUCAUAAAUACAGUUGUUCACUUUCACUCUCUUCUCAAUCUUUUUUCUUCCUGCUCCAUUACCAUCACUCACUCCUCUCACAUUUUCGUUACUCAUUUUAUCAUAAAUUAAAAAAAAUAUGUUCGCAGUUGUUACUUAUUAGGUGGAAAUAACCAAAUCCACCAAAAAAACAUUUACUUAAAAGCCUUUCGAUUCAGUUACUGUGGCAUUAGGGAAGAACAUCUUCUAGUUUAGUAAUGACAGAGGCAGAUUUAGAGCAAGGAGCGGCGUACGGAUAUCACCGGCGAAGUGACGUCAGCAUAUAUUAUUCAGACGGAGAAGAAGAAGAUGUGACGUCAUGCUACUCUUACUUCUAUUCGACUACGACGGGAGGAACGUACGAAUACGAAGGAGGAGAGUCGAGGAAAGUGUCGUCGGUGAUGAGCAGUAGUUCACUGGAGAUGGAUGAUGGUGAUGGUGAAGCGACGGUGCCGCCGGAGAAAGACUGUAGGAUAUGUCACUUAGGGGUGGUGGAAACGAGCGGUGGAGGUGCGAUAGAGUUAGGAUGUUCGUGUAAGGAAGAUUUGGCUGUUGCUCAUAGACAAUGUGCCGAAACUUGGUUCAAAAUCAAAGGCGACAAAAUAUGCGAGAUUUGCCAAUCGGUAGCCCGAAACGUGGGCGGUGCGAACGAAAUGGUAGUGGUUACGGUGGUGGACGAGAGAGAGUUAAGGAACGGUGGAGGCGGCGAGGAAACGGCGGCCUUAGGAGCGAUAGAGAACAGAUGGCAGCCACAGAGACUGGUGAAUAUAGUGUUAGCUUGUAUGGUUUUUGGCUUUUUCAUUUCAUGGCUAUUCCAUUUUCAUGAUUCAUCUUCUUCAUGAAUCACUUUAUAUGCUCUUUGCAGGAACAUUUUAUCAGUUGAGUUUUUGAUUCUUUUUAUAUAUAAACAAAAAACCAUUUAUGUUAA
Molecule: messenger RNA, 1072 nt
Organism: Brassica napus (rape)
Lineage: Eukaryota; Viridiplantae; Streptophyta; Magnoliopsida; Brassicales; Brassicaceae
Exons: 2
Coding region: 363-986 (207 amino acids)
Molecular function (GO): zinc ion binding
Source: RefSeq, a predicted model, not a curated record